CAACAUCACUUGAGUUAAAGGGGUGUCUUUUUUUCUGAACAUAUUCCAUUUUCAUUACAUAAAUGAACUGUUACACAAACAGGCUCCCUCUCAUCUUUGAAACCUGGCAUGAACUCUGAUACAGUGUGUGGGGAUCAAGAACAGGCCUCCUUUGCAUUCGAACUACAAACCCCAGGGGCCCUCCUAAGCACACCUCUUUAAUCUUAGCCUGUAAACAUAAACAUCCUCAAUAAUUCCUAAUUACCGUAUUCCCUUCAUUCACCUACACUAAUUAAUCCCUCUCUCUCAGCACCACAUAACCAGCCCAAAUAACUGACAGGACAAGGUGGGAAGACAGAAAGAGAGAGAGAGAAUACACAGAGAUGGAGAGGGAGAAAGCCGAGUUCAGCACACCAAAAGUGGGUUCACUGGAGAGAAGGGAGUUAUUCCAUAGCAACGCUGCAUCCACCCACAAAAGUUUGAGAGGUCAAAUUAGCGAGGGUUCUGCCUUCUAUAUAAAGCCGGUGUUAUGUAGUAAUUUUCAACAGGCCUGAUAUUUUUGAGGCUUGCAGUGAGUUUCAUGGUGUCUGGGUUUUUGUGUGUGUGUUGUGUCCAUGUCCUUGUAGUCAGCAUUGAGCCUUGAUGAUAACAUGUGUCUAAAGUUGAUUCAUAUUUUUGAUAUUUUAGAGUAUAUGCAAUACAGUACAUACACAUGGAAACUAAGCUUCAGUGUAACAAAUACAUAAUAAAUAAAAAACUUCGGCCAUCACGCUGGUUUAAAAGGGUUGCUACUAAAUACAUCUAAUCCCUGGAAAGACACAAUUUUGAAUGAUCAUGGACAGGGUAUCAUUGAUUUUUGACAUCAUAUUAUCUGGAUGAUUGACUCUUCUUCGCAGUAAUCCAUUGUCGAUGCAAGAGGAAUGACAAUACGAGCAGAUAUUUGCAGCGAAGAGUGUGCAUGUAGGUGUCACUGUAAUCCCUUCAAUCCAAUAUUCCCAACCACUAGAGACCACCAUAAGCAGUGGCGCAACGUCUGUCGCAUGAUAACAAGCUAUGCAUGUGAGUGUGUCAUUAAAAUGGCGAGCUAGGACACUCAACUCACUCUGUGUCAAAGAAAAUGUACAACAGAAAGUGUCAACUUAAAGACACGCAAAUUGGAGGAAAAAGGGUUUGGAGAGUAGCGGAAUUCACACAUAGGUUACCCAUUAAAUAGGCUACUGUCUCUCAGGCCACCUGUGCAUCUGGUUGUAGGUAUACACGUCUGCAGGUGACUUGCCAUAUGCAUUCCGAUUUAGUCCGAUUUUUGUCAAUAACUGACCAGAAAUGAGAAUGGCCAACGUAUAAAUAUCGCUCUGAAUUCCCAGCGGCAUUAGUUUGCGGCAAUUCUUUUUAACACCCUACAGACUGAACAAUUCGCUUUAAGCAGACGAUGCAUGACACUUUUGUUCUGAUCCUUCAGCCGCUUUCCAAUAUGCAGAGACAGAUGUGGUUUUUUUAGCCAGUCGUGAUUUGACUGCUGCACAGGUACAGGACCGUUCUGGGGAGGUCCGUAAUAUCGUAGCCUAUUAUGGUUUAAGAUCAGAAUAUUGAGUCCUUUACACAACACCAUUUUUCAUGUGAUAAAUUCAAGUUCCUUUAUAGACAGAACCCCACUCGUCCCGGACUCAAUCGUGAUGCUCUCUGGAGAACACACAAGCAUAAAACAUGCGUAGGUGGGAUUCCUUCGGUUCGUUCCCUACAAUGCUGGCAACCUUGGAAAACAUUCGAGAUGAACAUCUUGUGCUGUCUACGGUUGGACGCGAUUAACUCGUUUAUUUGUGUCAAGGCACAAAGAGAUUUGACGCUUUUUUUCUAUCUGAACUAAACAACGCGUGUGUGCCUGCAAUACCUUGGCUUCUUAGUCUUUUUCUUCACAGUCGAUGCUUUGAUAGGAUUUUGAAGUGAUGCGUUUCUCAGAUGGGAUUGGUCGCCAAACUGUACAGACGCAGACUGCAAGACGCUGCAAGAAAUACGCUUCUUAAUUACCGUAAUGUUUUAUCGGUAUGUGGAUUCGUUUGGCAUCGUCUUUUGAUAUGGAACAGCUGUAACCAGAAAUCUUUUUGAAAACAGACCAGGAUUUGGAUUUCAUUCACAUCGUGUCCAGUCUCCCAAGGAUUGGAUUUGGAUUACGGCGCAGUAAACGUCGCAACCGAAGGGGAAGGUAUAGACUGUUGGAAAGCGUCCGUCCUAUCUCUUAAAUCAACCCCAUUGGAUUUUAAAAAGUAACGUUGGAAGAUGAAUUUGAAGGAUUCAUUCCUUCAAUCAGACUUCAUGGCAUCUCUGUAAACCAACGGAGGUUUUAGUGUUCAGCUCUGACUCGGGCUGAUAUCUUCUGGAUUGUGAGUACUGUAACCCAAGACUAGAAUUUAGGACGGGGAGAAUUUGGGCGCCUUUGUGGAGAGCCGACUGCCCCUCAACUUGGCAGUCAUAUUAAUGCUACAGGGCAAAGACACUGUUGGCUUAACACUAGGAAACAGAGUGAAGGAAUACACGAUCAGCAAGCAUAGCCAUGAGAGAGACGCAGCAGUUACUCUGACCCGGACUGUGUGGGAGGAUAUUAAGAAGGACGAGGAGGACGAGUCCUGUGUCUGUGUGUGACGUCGCCUCCAUAUUAGCGGGUGACAGUGUGAGCGGGGAUGCACGAGUGAGAUGAGAGACGCCAGCCUGAGUUUGCUCUCUGGACCUGGAAGCUGAUACAUUAUGGAACGGCUGGUUUUGUGUGUGUUGGUGUUUGGAGUGUUGGCAAAGGCGCAGAACUGCCCAGGUCGCUGCAUAUGCCAGACAAUUUCCCCGACCCUGACCCUCCUUUGUGCCAAGACGGGGCUGCUCUUUGUCCCCCCGACCAUCGACCGCAAGACCGUGGAGCUGCGUCUGACCGACAACUUCAUCACAGUCAUCCGGCGGAAGGACUUCCUCAACAUGACCAGCCUUGUUCACCUCACGCUGUCACGCAACACCAUCAGCCAAAUCGCACCGCACGCCUUUGUCGGCCUCCGGUCUCUCCGCGCUCUGCACAUGGAUGGCAACCGCCUGACCGUCAUCAAGAGUGAGCACCUGAAAGGCCUGAUCAACCUCCGGCACCUCAUCCUGGGCAACAACCAGAUCCACAGUGUGGCCCUGACGGGCUUCGACGAGUUUGUGUCCACCAUCGAGGACCUGGACCUGUCUUACAACAACCUGAGAACUCUCCCGUGGAACGCCAUUGGACGCAUGGCAACUAUCAACACGCUCUCACUCGACCACAACCUCAUCGACUACAUCGAAGCGGGCACCUUCACGCUCCUUACCAAACUGGUGCGGUUGGACAUGACGUCUAACCGCCUGCAGAAGCUGCCGCCGGACAACCUCUUCCAGCAUGCGCAGGUCAUGUCCGACCCCAAGAACUCCAACCCCAGCAAGCUGGCGGUGAGCUUCGGCGGCAACCCGCUGCACUGCAACUGCGAGCUGCUCUGGCUUCGCCGGCUGACGCGCGAGGACGACCUGGAGACGUGCGCCUCGCCUGACCACCUCAUGGACAAGUACUUCUGGUCCAUCCAGGAGGAGGAGUUCAUCUGCGAACCUCCACUCAUCACCAAGCACGUGUCGUCCAAUCCGUACGUCAUGGAGGGUCAGAGCUUGGCGCUCAAGUGCAAAGCCAUGGGAGACCCAGAGCCCACCAUCCACUGGCGCUUCCCCGACGGCAAGCUGGUGCACAACAACUCGCGCACCAUUGUGCACGACAACGGCACACUGGAGAUCCUCAUCACCACGCUCAAGGACAAUGGCGCCUUCACCUGCGUGGCGUCCAAUGCCGCCGGCAUGGCGACUGCUGCUGUGCAGAUCAGCAUGAUCCCCCUGCCGCUCUUCGUCAACAACACGGGCCACAUGAGGGACGACUCGCGCCGUGACAUCACCACUUCCUCCAAGUCCAACGACACCAAGAGCCAGGACAAGAGGGUGACGGUGGUCGACAUCACCGCAUCGUCUGCGGUCAUCCGCUGGCCCUCCGAGAGUCACAUCCCCAACAUACGCAUGUAUCAGAUCCAAUACAACAGCACGGCAGAUGACACCCUUGUCUACAGGAUGAUCCCGUCCACCAGCAAUACGUUCCUGAUUAACGACCUAGCGGCGGGCCGGGAGUACGACCUGUGCGUGCUGGCUGUGUACGAUGACGGCAUCACGCUGCUGACGGCCACUCGCGUGGUGGGCUGUGUGCAGUUCAACACGGCCGCCGAUCCCGGCCAGUGCCGUUUCAUACACAGCCAGUUCCUGGGCGGCACCAUGAUCAUCAUCAUCGGCGGCAUCAUCGUGGCGUCCGUGCUUGUCUUCAUCAUCAUCCUCAUGAUCCGCUACAAGGCCCACGGCGGGCCCGACGGCGCCAAGGCCAAGGCAGGCGGCAGAGGCUGCGGCGGCGGCAGUAGCCACGUCCACUCACAGACCAACGGCAACAACCAGCAGCAGGGGGGCAGGAUGGGCCGCUCUGCCUCCAAGCAGCAUCAUGCCGCGCCCACAGAGGAGAGUCGGUGCCUGGACGGGCACCAGCCGGCGUCAAAAGACUGCAAGGCGCUGGUGCUCAAGCUGAAGAGCGAUUGCCAGCUGGAGCCGGCGCUUGCGUGUGACUCGGCCGUGCUGGAGGUGGAGCUUCCUCCGCUCUCGGCCAUGGAGAAGACGGCCAAAGCGGCGGUGGCCGCACUGGCUCGCCGCGCCAGCCUGGACGCCCAGCAGUCGUUGUCCUACGGCGGUGGCACCUUCUCGGAGGACACGGGCACGGACAGCAGCGUGACGGGCUCCACCAUGUCGCUGUGCCUGAUUGGGCCCAGCGGCGGCGGUGGUGGCGGCGGAGGCGGCGGGUCCAAGGACAGCCGGAAGGGUGCGUUGACCAACAUGGGGCUGCUGCCCAGCGAGCUGGCAAGGACGCGACACCGCUUCUCCUUCGACGGGGACUACGCGCUGUUCCAGAGCCACAGCUACCCGCGGCGCGCCAGGACGCGCAGGCACAAGUCGUCCAAUCAGCUCAAUAUGGACUCCUCGCCGCUGGCCAACCGCAAAGUCACGUUUAGCAGUACCGAGUGGAUGCUCGAAAGCACAGUCUGAAAGGACGGCAGGGCAGCUUUUUCAUUUUCAGUCGGGAGAGACUAAUUGUUCGCUUGCAGAGACAGAUGGAUAGACACAUACACACGCAUACGCACGCACGCACACACACACACACACACACACACACACACACACACACACACACACACACACACACACACACACACCACAAACAAAACAUACAUACAGACAGAUAGUAAGUUGUACACAUUCAAAACCACAUACUUGCAUACGAAUGCCAUUUUCUUUCAUGCUCGCGUGUCAGUACUGUCCUACACACUCUGACUGGUGCAGCACUUAAGAGAGCACAGUUUUGACUUCAGACCGCCUCCUCCUCCCCUGACUUCAGAGAGCGAGAGAGCGAAAGAGAGACAGAGAGAGAGAGAGACAGAGAGAGAGAGACAGAGACAGAGACAGAGACAGAGAGGGCAGGUGGCCAGGGCCAUGUAUUUCUGCAGCGGUGCCUUAUUCUAAGAGAAGUACCAAUGGAGGAUGCUGCUAGCUGUGGUCCCAUACUCUGCCAUGUGCCCCCCCCCCCAAAAAAAAACCCACCCACCCACUCAGCCUGUUUGUUUGUUUUUUUGGUUUGAUUGUUUGUUUCUACGUGAUGCCAAGGCGUGUGAUGGCUGAAUAUGACUGAUGUUUUUUUUUUUUUUUUUUUCACUUUCAUCGAAAGAAAAAAAAAAUGAAACAGAACAAAGAAGCAUAAACAUACCCACUGCAUUGGUGAGCAUCCAGAUGAACAUUUCCUACGUGUUAGGUAACUUCAAGACUUUUGCACAGAAGACACGAGAUACAAUGGACAAGUAUCAAACCAUUCUAUGUAAUGACUUACAAAAAAAUUAAAAAUAAAACAAAGAAUAAACGGUGAAGAACACCAAGAUCUAUUCACAUGCCGGUUUCAAAUGUUAGCAUAGAGAGAUAUGAGCAGAGGAUUAACAAGAGGACUAUUCCAGGUCGGUUGGACUGUAUGAUAUCAAUAGGUAUUGUUCCCGAUGUGACUGUAUGAUAUUAAUCGGUAUUGUAUCUGGCUGGCCUAGAUUUAAAAAAAAAAAAAGAAGACAAAUACAUAUAUAAAUAUAUUAAAACUAUCGGUGUAUGUGUACUAAAUACAUAAGUCAUAUGUUAUAUGACUUUUUACAAGGCAUUUGAGUGCUGGUGUCAGGUUUUUACAUUAAAAAUCUGUGUCGGCACUUUCUCCCCCCAAUUUAGUAUAUCAAAGUUUGGACCACUUAUCCCUUAAGAAAGGGUAUUAAACUUUUUUGUGUCAGUUAA
Clupea harengus (Atlantic herring) is the source of this 6366-nucleotide messenger RNA. RefSeq names its product leucine rich repeat and fibronectin type III domain containing 1 (gene lrfn1). NCBI's taxonomy places the organism in Eukaryota, Metazoa, Chordata, Actinopteri, Clupeiformes, Clupeidae. Gene Ontology annotation, molecular function: protein binding. The record is from RefSeq and is a predicted model, not a curated record.